Messenger RNA from Fusarium falciforme, 1833 nucleotides. RefSeq lists its product as hypothetical. The transcript has a single exon. The record is from RefSeq and is a predicted model, not a curated record. Bases 1 to 1833 code for a protein of 610 amino acids. Lineage: Eukaryota; Fungi; Ascomycota; Sordariomycetes; Hypocreales; Nectriaceae.
AUGGCUUUGUUUAUUUGGAAACUCUUCUCACUCUUUGCCGCCCGGUCUCAUCAAUUCACGGCCUAUCUCAUGUUUGCCGAAGACUAUAUACAGCGCUGGCUGUUCCUGUCUUCCCGCGGCUUCUCGCGCGCCACUCUUAUCAUCCUCGGCUUCAGCAUUCUUAACGUUGCUGCGUCUCUUUACGGGACUUUGCUCUGGGCACUUGACUCUCCAGGUUACAUCUUUAGGCAAUCCGACAUCACAGCCGCCGAAUACCAAGAUUUGCGCAACAAGAAUCCCCCUUAUAUCGUUCAGUUGCAUCUUGAUCCAGACAACCUUGAAGAAACGGAAGCGACCCUUUCGCAAACCGUAGGAUCCGAGCUUUUCCAACCCGGACUUAACUACACCCUGACUGGCGACGUCCAAAGAGGAACCCCCGAGAUCACCACACCAACGCGACAAGGCGAUGUCGGGGCGCGAAUCUGGCUUGACGACAAGGGUUUUUCGGUUUCGCCAGAUAGUUACGCCAUGUUCCCUGAUUCCGGCACCAUCGACGGCCAAACGUUCCCCGAUUGCAGAUACUUUGGCGGAGGUGCCGCUGCCUGGAACUGCACCUUCAACAGCACCUUUUCAGUGUCGAUCAUAGACACAAUUGUUGGGCAGCCCGAGGUACACUGGGACGACCAGUCGGAUUUGAAACUGGAUUCGAGAUACAUCAAACCGAACAGAGUCGACAACAUCUGGGCUUCCUUUGGAGCUGGCGGCGGGUCUGCGGUUAUGAUGCAGGUCUUUACUGUUACCAAAGGGACGAGGCGACAUACCUUUGCCGAGUCUGUGCUUCGAAUCACAAUGUUGACGAAUCCCGGUAUUCCUUUCUCUGUCAAGGACGUGGACAAUCUGGUACGGCAGACAUGGAGUACCAACGAGACCGAGAGAAAGGACCCUCUUAUCGACAAGAUUGUGGGCGGCAUGAUGAGAGCGCAGGAUGAGGGCCUCAGUUACCAAUUCGGAGCCAACUCGGCCGCCAACUCCAACCUCACAGUUCUUCAGUCCAGCUGGGGUUACCUGACUGCCGUCAACGGCGGCAAAGAUCUUUUCUCCCUCGUCAGUAUCACUGCAACCAACAUCACUCUCAUAAGAUCCGAAACCAUUGACAAAGCGCCAUCACCACUGGAGAAAUGCGAUCAGGGAUCAUUUCAGAAUGAGGCGUUUGGCGGAAAGGUUACCCAGACUGAUUGUGCGGCAUCCAAAAACGACAACGAAAGCAAUGAGUUCUUUGGUCAGGUCGAUACUGCUGCUGUUCUGAUAGCAUAUGGACUUGGCAACGGCCGCUCCAACGUCAGCUCAGAGUCCCUAAAUCAAGACGUAUUGUCCUGGACCGAGAACAUGUCAGCCACGCUGGAAAGCCUCCUCAUCGCAAGAGCCUACAUGGUCAGCGUUGAUCCGGCCCUAGUCACAAUCAGCGUUCAAAAGCUGAUGGUUGCCAUGUCUGGCCUACAACUCCUUCUCAGCGUCCUUGCUGCUGUUCUCGCAGGCGCCACGUGGCUCGCGUUAUCUUUCCUUGCCGACGCAUACUGGUCCAACACCUUCUUCGCAAGCGUGAUGCAUACCACUUUGGAGCGGAGCGGCAAGAGGUCUGGUUACGUGCACAAUCCGCAAAAUGUUGAACUACUGUCAGCAAGGGAUGGGGAAUCUAUCGCAAUAGCUGGUAGGGCAGUUGUCCUUCAAGAUCGACCUUCGGAUGGGUUCUUGGCUCAACAACAAUGGAUGCCAGGUAAUCAACCCGUUGCAUACUAUUCUCAAGUACCUAGUUACGCAGACACGAACUUCCCGCCUGAGCAGCGGAAACAAUAA